Solanum dulcamara is the source of this 2764-nucleotide messenger RNA. Its product is annotated as G-type lectin S-receptor-like serine/threonine-protein kinase SD2-5. Gene Ontology annotation, biological process: protein phosphorylation. Lineage: Eukaryota; Viridiplantae; Streptophyta; Magnoliopsida; Solanales; Solanaceae. The transcript is spliced from 2 exons. The record is from RefSeq and is a predicted model, not a curated record. Bases 1 to 2556 code for a protein of 851 amino acids. Gene Ontology annotation, molecular function: protein kinase activity; ATP binding.
AUGGACAAUAAUGCAACUUGUAAAAUAGUUAGCAUUGGUUUAAUUCGGGUUCGCUUCUAUGAUGGAAUCGUGAGGACUAUUAAAGAAGCCCGUCAUGUUCCUGAUCUGAAGAAGAAUUUGAUCUCCCUAGGUACUCUAGAUAAACAAGGCUACAAGUACAUGAGCGAGGGAGGUACAAUAAAGGUGGCUAAAGGUUCUUUAGUCAUGCUCAAGGCCAAGCUGGAGGAUGGCCUCUACACACUAGCAGGAAGCACCAUUUUUGGAUCUAUUUCAUCGUACCUAAAUGGCAGUUUUUUGAAUUCUACUGCUGGACUUUCCACUUCUUGGACCAACAGGAUGUUUUGGUAUCUUGCAGAUUCCACAUAUGGCUUAUCUCUAUUCACACCUAUUCUUUUGAGUGGAAAUAAUGGAACUAAGUACCACUUCUGUGGCUUCUACUGCAGUGACCAAAGUGUCGAAUGCCUUCUCGGUAUCUUCUUUGCAUUCCCUGAUGUCACCUCUAGUGAGAGAAAGUAUAUGGAUCCCCAGUCUGUUUCUGUCUUAAAAAUGAGAGAGAUGGGGAAUCUCGUGCUAUUUGACAAAGCCGAUCGCACAAUUUGGCAGUCUUUCGAUCAUACUACAGAUUCUUUACCCCCGGGUCAGAAUUUGGUUUCUGGGAGGAAGCUCAUAGCAAGUGUUUCAUCAACCAAUCGGAGUCUAGGUUUGCUUUCUCUUGCUAUUCUCAAUGGAACUUGGGCCACUUACAUCGAUUCCGAUUCACCUCAGUUUUACUAUGCUUCAAGUAAUCCGGAUAGUAGUACUUAUUUCAGUUUUGAUGGUCAAACACUUACUGCUCAGCAAGACCCUCCUACAGCAGCAGCUCAAUUCAUGAAGCUUGAGCCUGAUGGACAUUUACUGGUAUACCAAUGGGAUGAGGACACACUUGAUUGGAAAGUCAUAUCUGAUGUUUUGAUUAAUAUAUAUGCCGGGAAAUGUGGGUACCCAAUGGUGUGUAACAGCCAAUGUAGUUGUCCGCCAGAGCAAAAUUUCUUCAGGCCAUUAGAUGACAGGAAAAACAUUGUUGGAUGUUCACAGCUGACACCCAUUUACUGCAACUCUUCGCAGUAUCAUAGUUUUGAAGAGCUCAAAAAUACCACAUAUUUUUCAUUUGAGUUCAGUCAUGAACUAAUUUCGAGCAUAUUUCGGUUUGAGGGGGAAAAGUUGGAAGAUUGCAAAAUGGCCUGUCUGACAAACUGUUUCUGCAAAGCUGUUGUCUUCCAAUAUGAUUCGGAUGGGGCUACAAGUGGGAGCUGUUUAUUACUGAAUGAAGUCUUUUCUCUCAUAGACACCGAGAACGGGAUGUACGAGAGAGUAUUUCUUAAGGUGCAGAAUUCCUCAGAAACACAGAAUCAGUCUCGAACCAUUUCUGGAGGAAAAAAAUCAAGACCUUACAUAGUGAUAAUAGGAUCUACUCUUGCAGCUUUCUUUGGGAUAAUUUUAAGUAUCGCUGCUUACUUUGUUAUAUUCAAAAAGAGGACACAUGAUUCCAGAAAGGCUGGGGAUUUUCUGGAUCUCGAACCAAUGUUACCGGGAAUGCUAAUUCGGUUCUCUUACAAUGAGUUAAGAAUAAUAACUGAAGAUUUCAGUAGAAAGCUCGGGGAAGGAGGAUUUGGCUCGGUAUAUGAAGGAACACUGAGUAAUGGAACCAAAAUAGCUGUGAAGCAUCUGGAUGGUCUAGGUCAUAUGAUGGAAUCAUUCUUAACAGAAGUAAAGAUAGUCGGUGGCAUUCACCACGUCAAUCUGGUAAAACUCAUUGGAUUUUGUGCUGAAAAUACCCAAAGGCUUCUGAUCUAUGAACACAUGGUAAAUGGAUCAUUAGAUAGGUGGAUUUAUCAGAAAAAUCAAGAAAAUGGGCUUACAUGGCAUGCAAGGCGAAGGAUAAUAACAGAUAUUGCCAAAGGGUUAGCUUAUCUUCAUGAUGAAUGCAGCCAGAAGAUAAUUCAUUUGGACAUCAAACCACAAAACAUACUUUUAGACCAAGGUUUCAAUGCUAAGAUCUCUGAUUUUUGGCUGUCGAAACUGAUUGAGAAAGACAAAAGCAAAGUUGUAACUAGGAUGAGAGGAACACCAGAGUAUUUGGCCCCUGAAUGGUUGAGGUCGGUAAUCACUGAGAAAGUAGACGUGUAUGCCUUUGGAAUUGUGCUCUUGGAAGUUCUCUGUGGGCGAAAGAAUUUGGAUUUGUCCCAGGCUGAUGAAGAUGUCCAUUUGCUAAGUGUUUUUGAAAUAAAAGCGGAGCAACAGCAGCUUAUGGAUAUUGUUGACAAAAACAAUGAGGAUAUGCAGAUCCACAAAGAAGCAGUGACAGAAAUGAUGAGCAUUGCUGCGUGGUGUCUACAGGGAGAUUUCACCAAGAGGCCUUCCAUGUUAUUGGUGGUUAAGGCAUUGGAAGGUUUUGUGUCUGUUGAAACAAACUUGGAUUACGAUUUCACAAGCCUACCUGAGGUUGCGGCAGACAACCAACAGAGGGAAGACACUAUCAGUUUAAUGUUGCCUUCAAUUUUAUCCGGACCAAGGUGAACAAUGCUUCAUCACCUGAUCCAUCUUUCUCUUUUACAUACUGUUUCCCAAAUUUUUCUUACCUCAGCUUUGACUUUGUUAGCAUCGACAUUUGGCUAACAUGUAAACUAUGUCAUAAUGUAAAAGGAAAACUAAAGUAGCUUUAUUUUACUUGUAUGUGGUAUUUGUAGCUAAGAGUGUAAUGCAAUGUAUAUGGUACUUGUUCGAA